Messenger RNA from Lolium perenne, 1363 nucleotides. Its product is annotated as protein LURP-one-related 5-like. The record is from RefSeq and is a predicted model, not a curated record. Lineage: Eukaryota; Viridiplantae; Streptophyta; Magnoliopsida; Poales; Poaceae.
UUCUCGAUCAGUUUCCGUGUCCAGUGUCCUAUCCCUUUCUUCCCCCCGUCCAAAGCAGCUCCGAUAUAAACGAACCUCUCCGCCGCCGUCGGCCGCACGGCGAGGGCGGAAAUCCCGAUCUGGCCAUCCAUCGCCUUCGCCUCCUCCCGCCGCUACCCACUGGCCGGGUGUUGACAAACAGCCGCGGACGAGCGACCACGUGCGAGCGCGCGCGCCUCCCACCGAGAAGAACACGCCGACGCCCACCGCCCACACGCUAUUUACUACUACUACUAGUACCACCACCACCCCGUUCCGACCCAAACGCCCGCCAGCCAGCCACCCAAGCGACGAUGAAGGGGGGAGAAGCGGCGGCGGCGGCGGCGGCGGCGAUGGUGGCGGGCGACGAGCGCUACUGCGAGGCGGAGGACAGGGAGCUGACGGUGCGCAAGACCACGCUCUUCUCCCCGGGGGACGGGCUGGAGGCCUACGACCACCGCACGGGGGAGCUGGCCUUCCGCGUCGAGACGUACGGCCGCGGGGGCGUCUGCGGCGGCGCGGCCGCGGCCGGGGACCUCGCGCUGCUGGGCGCCCAGGGGGAGCCCGUGCUCACGGUGCGCCGGCGCAGGCCCAGCCUGCACCACCGCUGGGACGGCUUCCUCGGGGACGGCGGCGCCGCGCAGCAGAAGCCGCUCUUCUCCGCGCGCCGCUCCUCCAUCCUCGGCGGGGCCGGAUCCGGGGUCCUCGUCGACCUCCUCGCCCCCGCCCCCGCCGCUGAGUUCCGGGUCGAGGGGUCCUUCCCCAGGCGCUGCUGCCGCGUGGUCGUGGUGGCUGGCGCCGACGACGAGGAGGGCGCGGAGGAGGUGGUGGUGGCGGAGGUGCGGAGGAAGGUGGACGAGGGCGCGCACGUGCUGCUCGGGCGCGACGUGUUCGUGCUAUGGCUGCGCGCGGGAUUCGACGCCGCCUUCGCCAUGGGGAUCGUGCUCGUGCUCGACCGGAUCACCGGCGACGAGCUCGACGGCGUCCUCAGCGACGACCUGCUCGAGGCCACCUCGCCCGUCAGUGCUAGCCUAGCCUCAUCCACGCGCGUCGCCUGAAUGUAAGUCUGGUUUGUGCGUGCAGGAUUGUUGCCCUGCUUGCUCGGCGAUCUUGCGAACUCCUGGCAUCGUUUGCGUUGCAGAGUUUGGAUCUGAUCUGGCCCUGUGGAUUCACCUUGUACUAGCUUUGACGAGUGAAACAUGGACAAGAUCUCCUUUGCAUCCUUUGGAUGCUAGUUUUGCUGGCCAUGUUUUCCAAAACAUUUAGAGCAAAUACAGUGCUGCGAAAACUUCUUCUAUAUCAUCUACGGGCGACUUUGAUGUGAUAAAUCCAAAUACUUCGUGAA